Gigantopelta aegis is the source of this 1088-nucleotide messenger RNA. RefSeq lists its product as uncharacterized. The transcript is spliced from 3 exons. Lineage: Eukaryota; Metazoa; Mollusca; Gastropoda; Neomphalida; Peltospiridae. Bases 210 to 527 code for a protein of 105 amino acids. The record is from RefSeq and is a predicted model, not a curated record.
UCUUUAUACAGUCGUAAGCAGCACGCUAUCUCAGUUUUUAUAACUCUAAAAGCCUGCACUGAGACUUGAACUAGUGACAACUCGUAUGGUAUUCAUGAUCUAAAAUCACAAACGCCAGGCCAUGUCCAGAUAAUUACUUGUAUUGCAGGGAAGUGGAAGAGGAAAUUAAAAAAGAAGGACACAGCAUCAAAAAACCUGUUUGGUUAAAAAUGGCCGACAGACGCCAGUCACAGACGAGUUCGAGUGAGACGAGCGUGAAAUCCGCCAACAUUCCCGCUCACCACAAGUGGAUGCCCUACACAGGGCCAGUCGUCUUUACAGGACCUAGUGGAUUGCGCGAUUACAGAGCAUCAACCUUUGAUGGAUACCAGGCGAUUGGAAUCGGGGCCAGAUCUGAAGAGUCCACGGCGGAGGUGUCGUAUAUCAACAGAACCGCGCCUGGACAAAUGUUUCAGAAACCUAAGAAUAGACAGAUUGGUGAAAUAGGAUGGGAAUACGAAACAUUUAAACUCGUGAAGGGAAUCUGACCAUUUAUGACACUUGCCUGACUUGACUUGUCAUCUCACCAACCUGAUAUGACAUCUUACUGAAAUGAUAUGACAUCUCACUAACUUGAUGACACCUCUGACAUUAUUUGACAUCGCAUUGACCUAAUAUGAUAUCUCACCGACCUAAUAUGACUUCUAACUAAUCUGAAAAUUUCUCAUUAACCUGAUGCCACCUUUGAAGUUAUAUGACAUCUCUUUGACCUGAGAUGACAUCUCACUAACCUGAUAUAACAUCACUAACCUAAAGACAUUUCACGAACCUGAUAUGACAUCUCUCUGAUAUUAUAUUACAUCUAAUUAACCGUAUAUAUCCCAAUGAUAGUUAUGACCUCCCACUGAUCUAAUUUGGCAUCGUACUAACCUGAUAUGACAUGUUACUGACCUGAUAUGACUGAUAUGACAUCUCACUCAAUUGAUAGGACAUCUUACUGAUAUAAUAUGACAUCUUGCUAACCUGAUAUGACAUAUCACACCAAACAUGCGUUUCCCUCAAAUGGAUCACUCUGAAUCAGUUUGUGAAUAUUAAAAUGACUGGAUGUU